UUGCCUCACGGUCGCCAUCUUGCCUUGUCUUACUACUUUACUACCCAAAAGGUUGUCAGUCUAGUGUUAUGAGGCUGUAUACGACGCGCAAAACUUUUACCGAAACUUUGAUAUUAAGCACGGUGAACGUUCAUUUGUUUUGCAUUUUGACCUAUUAUCCAAAGGAUUUACUUUUCCAACAUUAUUUAAUCACGCUUGUAUCCACUUUUUAAGAUGAAUUUACGGUGUUAAAAAAACCAACCAAAUCGAAAGUGAAACUGGAUGAAUUACGUUUCGCGAUGUAAACACUAAAUAUGUGUUCAAUUUGAGAAGGCGAAUCGAUCACAGACGAUGGAAUAUGUAUGCAAUACAGACUGUCAUUGCCGAUUGUAGUUCUGGAUAAAAAAAACAUAUGAUGACAGCCUCAGGCUUCAAUAAGAGCUUUUAGAUAUUGUUUGGAGCAAAAUCAACCAUGACCGACAACGAAGUCAAUCAAAAUAACAAUGGCCUGUCGAUGUUCCAUCUGCGCCGCAUUGGCCAGAGGGCAAGCAAGGCUGGAGUUGCUGACACCAUGGAUUUCUACAAUGUCACAUACAUUAUUGGCCGCAGUGUGGACAAGGUUGAUUUUGUGAUAGACUCCAAUACGUACAUUCAAAGUGCCUGUAUAUCGCGAUGUCAUGCCAGAAUAGUAAGGCAGGCUGGGAACCAACAUAGGCUGUACGAUGACAGUCUGAAUGGAGUCUUUGUAAAUAAUAUCAAAAUUGAAGGGAGCUGUGUAUUGAGGGAAGGUGACCGGGUCACGUUUGGUCACCCCACGGGCAUGAGGAUCCCUGCAGGGAGCAGGGUGAGGCAGCCAGACUCUGAACACCAGUUUAUGUUUGAGGCAUGCCGCUGUGGACUGCACAUCCAGACAGUAGCGACAGACCAGACUGACAUUGUGAAAGGUGGACUAGAGGAGGAGCAGAAGGCUGAGUUCAAGAAGCCAGAGGUGGUGGUAGAGGCAGGUAGCAGAUCUGCCACUUCACAUUAUAGAGUUCCACGAUUCCAGACAGAGACAUUGACACACGAUGAUAUGGCAUUUAUGGAGAAAGAAAAAGAAUCGACGCACCAAAGUUUGUUAGACCAGAAAGCACAUACAAACCAUUAUGAUGUUGAAAGAAAAACACCAGAAAAAAACAUAACAGACUCAGCUAUAGCAAAAGAGACAACUGACGUUUACUGGAAUCAAUCUAGUAAAGAAUCUUGGAAAGACAUAAAAGAUAAUCUGGAAGUAGACAUGGAACAGAUUGAAACUGAAGGUAUGCAGCAGCCAACUAUGAGAGGUAAUGAGUUCCAACCUGAACAGAAUAUUGCUGCAGAGAUUGAAGGCACCUUUAAAAACAUCAUUAAGGACUUGUCUUCAAUAUGUGAGAAAGAAAGUGGUUUGAAGAAUGCAGUUCAUGAGAAGUCACCAACUAAAGAUGCAUAUAUUCAGACUUCUCAGUCCUGUGCAAUGCGUCAACAAUCACCAGUUAAAGAUUUAGAGAUGCAGACCUGCAUUGAAUUUGAGGUUGCCAUGAAUAAUUAUAAUGAAAAGGUAUCUGUUUUGAAAGAAAAAACAGCGAUUGCAACAGAAAUGAACAUUUCUGAAUACCAUACAGAUUCAGUUGGAAGUGAUGAGAAUACUGAAGAUGUAUGUGGUGAUCGUACUAUAAAUUAUAGUCCCAAACCAAACAGUAUUGAAAAUAAGAGCGUUGCAGGAAAGUUGUGUGAGCUAGAGGAUAGAGAUUCGGCUGCAGAAAAUAAAUGCAUUGAAGAAGACAAUUCUGACUGUGCUAAAGGAAGUAUAGAUUCUCUCGUACAAACUCGUCAAUCAGUUGUAGAAAGUGAACAGCAGGGUGCAAAAUGUGUUAAUGGUACUGCCACAUAUGUUAACAAUAUUACAGGAAUUAUUGCAAAAUGUUUAGGCAAUGUUGCUGAAAAUGAGGACACAGUUGCAGAGGAAGUUUCACAGAAUACAGACAGCAUCGCUGAAAAUGUUUCAGAAAAUGAUGAACACAAAGGAGUCGGAAUAAAAACUGAAUACAUUGCAAAAAGUAAAAGUUGUGCUAAAGACAUUGAGGAUGAUGUUGCUGUUCAAAAUAAUGCCUCCAUUAGAGUGGCUGUGCAUGGUGGUAAUGGUGAAGUGAACACUGUACUACUUACAUUAAAUUCAGAGAGUGAUGGAAAAGAAUACACCAAAGAACAAAUUGAUAUGGAUGUUGAUGCAAAACUUGACAUUGAUGUUGACAGCACUAAAAUGGAUAAUAAUUGUGAAAUAGAAAAUACAGAAGUUUCAGCAGAUGAUAAGUUCGUAGUAAGAGAAGCUAAUAAUACUGGAGUUACAACUGAUUGUGUUUUACAAAGUGGAGGAAGAGUUGACGUGAAAAAGAAAACAAGUAUAAUUGGUAAAGGGAUGGAUUCUGAAAAUUUUGAUAGUCAAUGCAUUGAUGCCGAAAGCUCUGACAAUGAAAAAAAGACAGAGGGCGAUUAUGGUGCUUCAAAUGAUUAUGAUGAUGCCCCUGUUAAAAUAGGUGCUGAAGAAAAAUGUGUUGAACAUGUUCAGUCCGAGGCCAUGACAAAAGCUUCGUAUAUCUUAUCAGAUUCUGUAGCAUAUGAUGAUUCAGACACUAAUGACGAAGAUUAUAUUGAUGCUAUAGAGAAAGUUGAAGAAGAUAAUGUUGAGUGUGAUGAUGUGGAUAAUGAAAUAGAUCACCAAUCUUGUUCAUCUUAUAGUAAAGGGGUAGGAGUUGAGUCUGACUAUGGUCAGUGUUCUGCUAAAUAUGAAAGUAACAAUGAAAUAAACUCAUGCUUUGCAUCAGAAGUCAGCUAUGAAAAUGACGAUUCUGAAGAUAAUUUUUAUGAAAAUGAUGAUGGCCUUGAAUCAGAGUUGGCAUACAUUGAGACUGAUACUGAUACAGCCGAGAAUGACACUACUGCCAAGGAAGCGCAUGUGAUAUCUACAUCUUUUGAAGUGUAUAACAGUGCUAUUGAAAGUGAAUCAGACCAGGGAAACAUUGUUGUAAAAGAACUCAGCACAAGCUUCUUUGGUGAAAUACCAGAUACAAACUUAAUUUAUCGAGCUGGAAUUGGAAAUUCAUUGAAUGAUACUGACAUUAGUUCUUUAUAUGAAACGGCCAGUUUAGGUGAAAGUGGUAUGUCUUCCCUUAUAAACAAUGACAAGUCAAUAUGUUGUGACGAAAUAGGAAGUAUUGUAUCUACCAAUGAUGAGGAUAUCUGUGUGGAAAAAAUGAAAGAAAAUGAUAAAUGUAAGCAGAAUAAGGCUUAUGAAGAUUGUGAGAAGGCAAUAUAUGAGAAUACAGUUGUUAAAAACAAUAAUGUUGUUGAUGAAACCAAUGUUGAUUUGCAAGGCAGGAAAAGGAACAUGUCUUCAGAAAUAGAUGAGAGCAAUGGAAAUGAAGUGACAAGAAAAAGAAGGUGCAAAGGAGAUGAGAAUGAUGAACAUGCAACAGUGGGUACUGUUGAUGCUAAUAGGGUUGCAGAGAAGAAACAAACCACAGAUGUUGUUAAAUUAGCGCUUGCGAAACUGAAAUUGCAAAUGAAACAAGUAUUGAAGAUAAAGUCUAGUAGACAUAUUGAUUUGACAAAACAGAAAGAUAAUGAAACUCUUGAUGAAAGUGAAUCCUGUACAAUUAGAAAUUAUGAAAAACUUCAUUCUGAAACAGAAAGUAAUAUGGAGAGGUUGGUUCAAAAUGACCUGGCAGUUGCUAGAGAAAUUAAUCAUGACCAUGCUGAUUGCCUUGGUAAUGAUACUAAAAUGUUAGAAAAUAAGACCAAAUGUUUGGAGACUGUAGCAAAACUUGACAAUAUUUAUAACAACUUGAACCAAUCUAAUUUGAAUAAUAAAGAUAAAGACUUCAUAAUGGGAGAAAAAGAAGCUCAAAUAGGUGAGGACGAGGCAAGACAUAAUAAUCUGCAUGACAUAGCAGAAGUGUCUGAUAAAAAAUUUACUAACAACAUUGAACUAGACAUUAAAAAAGGUAUCUUUGAAAGUGAAGAUAUUGGUUCCGAGAAGAGUGGGUUUAAUGAUGAAGAAAAUGUGGUUCUAGCCGAUGUUAAAUCAGAUGCGUCAAGUAGUGUAAUUUGUGUUGAUAAGAAGUCUGCUAAUUGUAUGAAUAAUGAUUCAUUUAAGAACAUAGAAGACAUGGUUACAGAAAGUUGUUGUUUUAUUGAUGCAGGUAAAAUGACUUUAACGGAUGAAACUAAUGAACCCUUAGAUAAUGAUAAUAAAAUAGGAUAUGCACAUGAUGUUGCGGAAAUUGUGAAUGAGGUGGUUGGAAGGGAUGAAAUGCAGGAGAACGUCAAUGUAAUAAAACCCUUAAACGUAAAACAAAAUGAUCUCAAUAUUGAUGAAGAAAAAGCAAAUGAAGGUUUAGAGGGAGUUGAUGCAAGUGUUGAUGAGCCUGAAACCAACAGUUACACUGAGUGUUUGUCUACCAGUUGGAUGAAUGCGAAAAGUAGAACAGCCUCAAAAACCAAGGAUGAACUGGAGGACACUAUUAUGUCACCAGUAAUAGACCAUCUUGGAACCAGCCAUCCAAAGAGCAGGCAACCACAGUCUUCAAUCAUAGCUGAGAAGGGAACCAGUAAGUCUGAAAGCAUUUCAGUGACCCAAUCAGAAGAUGAUGCAAGAAGUGUCCUUAGUUGCCAGUUUUCUGAUGAUGGCGAUUUUGGAGCAGAUAUUGAUUUUGAGCACUUUGAUGAAGAUGAAAAUCAUGAAUCAGCUGCUGAUAAAAUUAUAAUAGAUGGUGGUCAUAGUUCAGACACUGUAUCUUUGGCAUUCAAAGACGGUGAUAACCAAAAUAUGGACUUAGGAUCCUGUUCAUAUGAACAAGCAGAAAUACUGCCCUUAAAUACUUCCACUUCAAUGUUAGUCAAGAAGAAUAAAGGUGUCAAAAGAAAAUGUCAGUUUGAAGAUAAUCCAUAUGCAUAUACCACACCACUAAAUCUGUCCACAGAGAACGUCUGUGAUGUUUUCAAAUGCCCAGAAUCAGUGCAUAAGCAAAGCUUGGGGCCUUCAGUUUUGAAAGAUGACGGAGAUUCCCCUGGCAUCUCAGGGACACAGUUGAUAGAGAGUUCAGAAUCGGCAGACUUCAGAGAUCUUACCAUGUCACAAGUUUUCAAGGUUUCCCACAGCUUAGAGGCUAAAGCAAAUGACACUUGCAUGUCAGGAAAGAAACGCUCCAAAGCCAAAGAUCUCUUGGAAAAGUUGAGAGCAAAACGACAGAUCAAGGAGGAGAAGGUUGAUAACAGUGAAACUGUGAAUGAGUCAAGUGGAGGACCCGUGCAAGGAACCAGUACUGAUAUGGAUAUCUACAGACGUACAGAGCUGGCACGGACAAAGGCCAAUGAAAUGCUAUCUUCGAUUGAUAACCAUGUAUCCAGCUGUCGUUCCCUGCUGGAUGCCACCAAGGACAUGUUCACGAAGACUCCUGCCCUCUCCACCAAUCCUCGUGUACAGGCUUGGGGGAAGGAGCUGACCGACAUAGAGAAGAAGCUCAUAUUCCCCAAGACAGUGAUAGCAGUGGUAGGUGAAACGGGGGCGGGGAAGUCCAGUCUGAUGAACGCUCUACUAGACCAUCGCAGUGUGCUGCCCACAUCAGGUAUGAGGGCCUGUACAGCUGUGGUGGUGGAAGUCGUACAGAACACCACAAGCAGCAGUUUUGAGGCCGAUAUCGAGUUCCUACAGAAAAAGGAGUGGUUUGAUGAGCUUGAGGUGCUCCUGAAGGACCUGACAGCCCUGGACGGGACCAUCAAGAAGGGAGUACCUGACCCCGCUUCUGAUGCCUACUCCUCGUACUGUAAGGUGCGGGCUGUCUACGGCCGGGUAGAACCCCUUUCAGUCCUCACCAGAAUCACCACGGUUACACAUCAGCUGGGCAAAGUGAGCGUUCUCAAGUCACAUAACGCAGAUAAUUUCCGUCGUCAAGUGGAGACGUACAUAGAGACGCAAGAACCGGGGACAGGGGGUCAGUACUGGCCGAUAGUGAAGCACGUGAGACUGAGACUCCCACACUGUGAUGUCUGCAGCAGUGGUGCUGCUCUUGUGGAUCUACCGGGUGUCAGGGACUCAAACGCUGCCAGGGACCGCAUUGCUAAAGAGUACCUGAAGAAUUGCACUGCAGUGUGGGUGGUAUCUAGCAUUCAUCGUGCCAUUGAUGAUAAGACGGCCAAGGAUCUGCUGGGGGAGAACUUCCGUCGUCAACUGCUGAUGGACGGGCAGUAUGGCAGCAUAGCCUUCAUAUGUACCAAGACUGAUGUACUCAUGCCAUCGGAGAUCAUCAGAUCGCUAAAACUUGACAAAGAAACAAGAGAAUUGGAAACAGAAAUCAAAGCACUAGAAACGGAGAAAGUAGACCUCGACCUAUCUGUUGCUAAUGGAAACCUAGAGGCUAAGAGGUUACAAGGCACCAUUAAAGAGCUGGAAACGGAGGUGACAGAGCUCCGUAACAAUCUUGCCGAAAUCAGAUCUCUCCUUGAUCCGGUCAGCCAAGAUAGUCAACAGACCGAGGAGGUAGAAGCUCUGAAGGAGUAUGAGGAAGAGAUUCACUCCAAGACCACAGAGAUACAUGAGUCAGAGGGGAGGAUAGCGGGGUUGAAGUCUCAACGACAGGAGGCCAUGCAAAAGACUAUGCUGCUGGAGAAGCGAUUGGUUGUCCUCAGGAAGUCUAUUGCUGCCAUCUGUGCAAAUGCCAGGAACCAGUACUCCCAGGCUCAGAUUAGGAAAGACUUCAAGGCUGGAUUGAGGGAGAUGAAGCGUCGUGCUGGCAUGACCGAGACAGACGACCCAGACGAGGUGGACGAUGUAUACGAUGAUAACGAUGACGACGACGUCGGCAGUUCAGCAGAUAACCUGCGUGUCUUCUGCUGCAGCGCUACAGAGUACCAGAAGAUGAGCAAUCUGCUCACAGAUGAUGGACCUCCGCAGGUGUUCAGCACACUUGAGGAGACCCAGAUUCCAACGUUAAGGAACUACGUACAUGAGAUGACAGGCAUUAGACAGAGGCAGUCAAUGGAGCGACUGAUCCACAGUGUGGGAAGAUUCGUGGCCGAUAUUCUACUGUACACCAGUCAUGAUGGAAAAACUUGUGCGAAAGGUAACACUUUUACCAAGACAGUUGUUGACAACGAGUUGCAGAAACUUGACAAGGCUCUGCAGCCAAUUGUGCGGAAUUUGUCAGCAGUUAUUGUCGCCAUAUUUGACGGCAGUGUGAGACAGAAAAUGGAAGAAGGGGCUUCAAAUGCAGCAUCAGAGGCCGGCAAUACCUGCGCUAAAUGGGGCGCUCCUUUUGUCAGAGAUAAGACUCAGGACAAGCGUUCUGGCGGCCUUCAGUUUCCCACAUACCGUGCAACAGUGCGUAGACAGGGGGUGUUCACCUCUCCGAGCUAUGGACCUGUGGACUUCAAUGAAGACUUAGCUGAGCCCAUGUACAGGAGUAUGACCAUUGUGUGGGACAGGGCUUUCAGUGGGAUGUUAUGGCGGGCCCUGGACACUUCGAAGACUGCCUUGAUGUCAGAGCUGAGCAGAAUCACAGCCAGCCUGGGGUCACAGCUGGGUCAACUGGGGGUCGACUCUUUGAGAUGUGCUAGAGUUGCUACACAACUCCUCUUCUCGGCAAACCACAAGCUUUCAGAAAUAGUGAGCCAACUAAAGGACUUGGUGACUAGCAAGCAGCGAGAUAUUUCCCGUAUUGUGACCCCACACGUUCAAACCUCGCUGCUCGGAACUUACGACAUGUGCGCCUCUGAGUCAGGUGUUGGAAUGUUCGUGCGUAUAAAGACGUACAUGUCAGAGGGCAUCGAAAGGAAUCGACACUCCAUGUUUGACCAGGCCACGGAAAAACUCAUGCAGGAGUUACUUGCCGUACAGCAAGAAGUCAUAGAGCAUGUGAAACAGGUCUGUGUGAGUCUCCUACAGGACCUCAGGGCUGCGUAUGAACCCUUGUGGGAGGCUCCUGCCAACUCCAUACAGAUAAGAGCAUCCUUCCAGAAACCCAUUUCAAAGAUAGCAAAAAGGAUGAAGAGGGUGUAUGAAGAGGCCGGCAUCGAAAGCCAUGACUAUCCACACGCUGACGAGAGACUUGACUUGCAUGGUAACCAUGGUAACAACCAAGUGAGCAGCACUGGCAUGAAUGGUCCUGGAAUCAUGAAGGAUCCUGAAGCAGGGCACAAUUUCCUGAAACAAGUGAAACUUGAAUCUGGUCAAGAGCCGCUGUUUCAUGGAACAGAACCGCAAGUGAAGACAGAGCCUGUGGAAACCAUGACGACAAUGUCUAGUGUGCAGACUGUAUCUGUUAAACGUGAGAGAGAGCUUCAAAGUGGUGAGAGUGCCUCCAGUCUCACAUUUGGUGAGCAGACAUUGAAUGACAUCCAGUCUGGUCGUCUGGAGGUGGCCCCAAUAGAGGUCGCUGUAUCGGCCACAGCCAUGAGUCCUACUGAAAACAUUGCUGCAAAACAUAAUCGGACAUUUGGUGUAGGUCCAUGCAACAUAGCAACUCGAAAAGUCAUGCAGUCUUUGUUGAUAGGGAAAAAGGUGAUGGCCACUGUAGGUCAAAUUGGUUCCAGUAUGGCUGCUGGACAUCAGAGACCAGUUGUAAAAGCAGUAGUACCAUCAGCUACAGUACAAGGUAUUGUUCAAGUAGCCAGUCUCAGCGGUUGUAACAGCAUUGUUCAGCCCCAACAAGGUCAAGUUGUCAGCAAUGCUGUAAUCAGCUCUGGCAAUUGCCAGUCCUCUGGUCAGUACCUCCUGUACACCCUAUCAGACGGACGCAAGGCCUUGACCCCAUUUCAAGUUCAGCCAAGCCAGACUCCUGCAAGCUUCCUUCAGAGUUCUAAACUUGCUGUUAAAAGUCCUGCUCCAUAUAUUCCAGGCACCUUAAGUUCUUCAAGGAAUUUAGUGGUUCCUAACCUUAAUAGCACACAAACUGGACUGUCUGAUAAGCCGAGCGAACAAGAAAACCAAUCAACUCUUUGCAAGUUUGGUAUCAAACCGGUUGCUAUAUUGCCCACGGCAAUUCAAUCACAAAGUGCUCAGACCAAGCCUUUCAUUGUCAAUAAAAGUAACACAUUACUGUCUCAGAAGAACGCCCCUGCUGUUCUGGAACCCGCUCUUGUCACUGUGAAAACCGAUCCAGUCGACAACAGCUGCUCUGGGCGUAUCAGGCGUGCUAAUAAGAACUUUGGGUUUGUGGAUCUGACAGACGAUGAUUGAAGAGGUGUUCAGAUUGAUCAUCAAGUUCUGGACGUGAAGUCACGAAGUCACAUUUAUUGCUGGAUAUCAUGCAAUUGCAUUGUGUUUACACUUAUUUUAGUAACGAUUGUCGCUUAAACAAGUUGAUUUGAGAAUUACAGUAUGCUGUUUGUGUAAUCUUAAAAACAUGCAGUUAUGUAUGAAUUUGUGUUAUUCGCUCACUUGAUGAAACCCCCCUGUAUUUGCUCCUUGAAGUGUGUGUGUUUCUAUUGCACAUGUAAAGCCGAUGUUGCAUCUUUUUGCAUUGUUCUAUGACAGGACUGCCUGUUGCCAAUUUGUUCCAUCAGCUUUAAAAUGCCAUUUAAUCAAGCUUUCGAGUCGAGUUUCUGACAAUUUGUGUUGUCUGUUGUCUGAUUAACAAAUUAAAUCUUGUUUAAAUAUUUUAGCUUGAACAGAAACGAUGAACAAUGUAUGUCGAAUGUAUGAUCCCUAAAUUUACAGAUUUAUUUUAAUGGACAUGUAUUGUUAAUAUUUACUGAAACAUAAUAGCCAGAGAAAGUCAUUGUAAAUUAUACUGUUGUAGAUGUUAAGAUCUGAGUUAAUGUUUUCAAAUUAUUAUGUAGAAGUCAUUAUACAAACCUAUUUGUUUGAAGAAUAAAGAUCAAAUAUGUAUAAUUAAUAAUUUUUAGAGUAUGCAUUAUUGAAAUACCAUUUUACUUCAAUAUGCAUGGAUUAUAUAUUUUUGUUUAAAGUUCUUGUCUUUAUUUGGGACAUUAAAGGAGUUAUUUUGGCCCUUUAUUGUGUAAGCUUAAUUUAACUUGGACAAGUUGCGUCCACAAUCCUGUUGGCGUUGUUAUUGUUUUUGGGUAAUUUAAUCUCGUUUUUCUGCUUAGACAUUUUCAGGUGUAUUUUAUCAUUAUGUUCUUAUUGUAUAUGUAUGUAUGUGCAACAAUUAAAUUUGUCAAAAAUGCCGAAGACUAUCCUUUCUUUCUGUCUUGUAUUUAAUUGUAAUUGAACAUUGACUCAAAUGUUACUUUUAAUUACCGUUAAACCAGUAAAUAUGUUAUCAAAUAAAUUUGAAAGAUUAAAAUUUAUGCUGAGACAAAAAAUUUUUUUUAUUAUGUUUCCUUAAAUGGUUCAAAGGAAAAAAACACAAAAAAAGUGUUCAAAAUAUACAUGUAUUUUAUGAUUUCCGGUGGUUAAUAGAGAAAUAUCAGUGAAUUGAAACUGAUAAUUCACUGUUAAACUGCAACGCCAUUAUAUAAGAAAAAAUAUACAAAUAAUCAUAAAGUAAAAAUAAAAUUUGUUGGGUUUGGUGGAAAAUAAAUUUGUAUUCACUGGUGAUCAUUAAAAAAAAAUUCUAUGAUCACGCGUGAAUUAAAAUCUACCAAAUUCUACCAAAUCCAACAAAUAUCCUGUAUUUUACACAUUACAAUUAAACUGAAGACCUGAUUGUGUUUCAAUGCCACCCACAUUUUAUCUAUGGACAUGAAAUCUUCUGUAAAAUCUAAAAUCUAAGAUUGUUAUUUUAAUUUUAAAUUUACAUGUACUGUUUAAUUUCAGUCUCAUAAACGUACUUUAUGGAAGGGUGAAAAUAUCAGUUGUAAAACUUUCACUCUCCUUGUUACUUCUAUCCUUUCACUACUUCUACUUAUAGUAAUGGAUUUGGGGGUUAAAAAACAUUUCCUUUAAAAAGAAUAUUACAAUGAAGACCUGUUAUUAUUGAAUGUCUAACUGCGUGUUCUACUAUUCUAUGUUUAACAUAUUUUUGAUAUGAUAUACUUUGCCUUUUUGUGGAGAAUAUUACACGCUUUUCAAGCAUUUCUUGCAAAAUAAAUAAAUGCAUGGAAACUUGCUUGUUUAAACUUGAAAUACAAAACAAUUUGCAUAUUUCGGUGGAAGAAGAUGGCAGUAUUAAGAGGAAAAAGUGCUAACAGCAUCCAUAAAACUGUCCAUUUUAUAUUUUGGCAUGUGUUUUCUGUGGCCGAAGAAUUCAUUUUAAAUCUAAAUCUUGUCAAAUCAAAUGUGGUAUUUGUGCCAAAUAUAAGUUUUCUUUUGGAAAGUUUAAUUUUAUUAAGUAACAAUUAUGAAGAUUUUAUUUUUAUACUCAUAAGUUAUUUGCGUUUGUAUUGUUUUUGUUCAAAAUUUAUCUGUUUUUGUUUGAAUUUGCUUCAGUGUUUAUCCGCGUUCAUCUUAGUUUCUUUUGACUUCAUGCAUGUGAAUGUUUAUGUUCCUGUUUGAUUACGAAUUUCAUUCUUUUAUCAUUUUUUUAACAUUAUUCAUUUUCAUAACACACACGGUAAGAGCCAUAUUUACUGUACACGCUUUUAACACUGGACUGGCAUGUGUUUUAGUAUAAAUCUUGCAAUGCUUAUCAAGAAAAAAGGUGCUAUUAUUAUGUCAUAACUUUGUGUGCAUGCUUAUUUUGUAGCUUACGUUUCUAAGGAGACAUAUUCACUGAAUAGUAGUGUAUUAGUAUUAAAAACAAGGAUAGUUUCAUUUUAUUUAAUGUAUUUGAUUUGCCUUAAAUGUGUGUAAAACUCUACUUUUUAUUUUCAAUUGAAUAAAAAAAGAUACUAUGUGAGCUAUUGAAAAGGAAGCCUUUUUAAUGCCGAUAUAUUUGCUGCUAUUAAACCUUGGUUCGUUUUAGGCUAUCCUUCUAGAUAGUGUACUUGUUAAAUGUAUUGCAUGUUUAAACAUAACUGUCGUGAAUCAAAUACAGAUAUUCCAUCUUGACAAUAGAAAAUUCACCUAUUUUCAAUACUUCAUUAGUCUGAAGUUUUUAAGCUAGUCAAUCAUGUUUGUUACAUUUUAAAUCAAUCAUUGCGCUUAUAUAUAAUAAAUAUAUUCCCAUAUAAAA
Molecule: messenger RNA, 12068 nt
Organism: Dreissena polymorpha
Lineage: Eukaryota; Metazoa; Mollusca; Bivalvia; Myida; Dreissenidae
Exons: 26
Coding region: 452-9229 (2925 amino acids)
Molecular function (GO): protein binding
Source: RefSeq, a predicted model, not a curated record